Messenger RNA from Menidia menidia (Atlantic silverside), 621 nucleotides. The record is from the annotation of a GenBank genome assembly. Lineage: Eukaryota; Metazoa; Chordata; Actinopteri; Atheriniformes; Atherinopsidae.
AUGAAGACCUCAAAGUCAGGGUUUCAGAGUGCUGCCCAAGAGGAAUGUGGUGUUUGGCUUGACACUUUGCAAUUAAAGGGAAAAGCUAGACAGAAACGAUCUGCCCGUCCUAUUUCUAAAAUGCUGAAUCCCUUCGCUGAAGGGGGGGGAUACAGUUUGGCUGUGGCCCUGAACUUCACUCAGACCAAAAUGGAAAUGCCAAAAACCAAACAAAGCUCCAUCUCCACUUUCUUCACACCCCAGCGAAGAGUCGUCAAUAGGAUUAAAUGGACUUUUUCAAAACCUCCAUCACCACUAAAACACACAGACCAGCUGCGGAGCAAAGCUGGGAGAGAUGGAGACUCAAAGGGGACCAAACUGAGCAGCUCUCCUCUUAAAAAGCUAAAACAGCAAAGCCGGCAGGUGGAGGAGGACAGUUUGGCCAUGUUGUUCACUCAGGACUCGGAGGGCUUCAGGGUGAUAGCACAUCGAGGUCUGCUUCCCAGGAGCCCACUUAAAGACCAGAGUAAUCAAAGCGUUGGGAUAAUGAGAGCCUGUGCUCACAAAUCUGUGUCUGACGAGGAGGACGAUGAGGUUCUGUUUACUCAAGACUCGCAGGGAAACACGGUGAUCAAACACUGA